AUGAGUAGCAAGUUUCUGGACCGCCUGGAGGAAAUCAGGGAGGGCGCGACGCCGCGCUUGGGAUUCGGGACGACGCGCCCCCCCAAACUGCCCGGCCUGGGCCUGAUCAUCACCGCCGACGGAGGGAAGAAUGGAGCAUCGGCUGCCGGAGGUCUGGCCCCCGACGCAGUGGUCAUUUCCGGGUCUCCUGUGGUGCAGGCAGGCGAGAUUGCGGAGGCAGCUGCGAGCGUCAAUUGGGGCGUCCGUGCCGACGGUUUGACCUCCGCCGAUGCAGCUUCAUGGAGAGAGGCCGGAGCCGACCUUCUGGUCUUCUCACUGUCCGGCACUGCUCUGGGAGCGGUUACGUCGAAGGAUGCGGCACGUGUGCUGGCCGUGAAUUCCGACUCCUCUCCCGAGGAGCUGCGGGACAUUAACCCUCUGCCCGUGGACGCCGUGCUGGUAUCGCUGCCCGGGGAUCCGGCCGGAUGGACACUGCAGGACCUGGCGGGACUUGCCAGGGUCAGCGGCCGCGUUGGGAAAUACCUCUUGGCCGAAAUCUCGGGCGCGCCCGACGGCGAUACGCUGGAAGCGCUUCGCAACGCUGGAGUCGCGGGUUUGGUCAUGGACCUGUCAGCGGGGGAAGACACCAUCAAGGGCCUGAAAGAAUCCUUAUUGGAAAUGCCCCGGCCCGGCUCCGACGGCCGUUCCCGCUCCAACGCGAUCUUGCCCGGCUCGGUAUAUGCCGACCGGCGUCCCGCUCAGGCAGAUCCGGAACCGGACGACGACGACGAUUAG
Messenger RNA from Geodia barretti, 774 nucleotides. The record is from the annotation of a GenBank genome assembly. NCBI's taxonomy places the organism in Eukaryota, Metazoa, Porifera, Demospongiae, Tetractinellida, Geodiidae.